Sorghum bicolor (sorghum) is the source of this 1292-nucleotide messenger RNA. Its product is annotated as agamous-like MADS-box protein AGL62. Bases 429 to 1118 code for a protein of 229 amino acids. The transcript has a single exon. Gene Ontology annotation, molecular function: DNA-binding transcription factor activity, RNA polymerase II-specific; protein dimerization activity; RNA polymerase II cis-regulatory region sequence-specific DNA binding. Gene Ontology annotation, biological process: regulation of transcription by RNA polymerase II. NCBI's taxonomy places the organism in Eukaryota, Viridiplantae, Streptophyta, Magnoliopsida, Poales, Poaceae. The record is from RefSeq and is a predicted model, not a curated record.
GGAGGAGGAUUCUUCGGCCCGGGGCAACAGGGGUGGUGGGGACGGUGGUGACGUGCCACCUACGGAUUGGUCGUGUGCGCUGGUCGGGCGAGGCACACAAGUCUUGUGGCCGUGUCUUUGGUCGGCGCAGACGAUCGAUCGCUUCCGCGUGACGCUGCUGAUAGAUUACUAGCGCAGCGCAUAGAGAUAUCACGUCUAUCCUAAAUUCCAAAUCUACUCGGAUCUUUUUCACCGUAAAAGAGUAGGAAUAGAAAAUCAAAAUUAUUUUUUUAUGGUAAGUAAAAAUACAAACCAAUAACUUUAUCUUCGGACUAUAUAGGAACGACAAAAGAUCCGUGAGCUAGGGACAAUCAUCCAAUCUUGUGUUUCGUCGUCAGAAGUAGGUUGAAGCAGCAGCUUUUGCAAAGCAGUAAAGUUUGUCUGCAACAAUGGUGAAGCCGGUUGUUGGGAAGAAGCCGACGGCGAAGUCGAAGGGGAAGCAGCGGAUCAAGAUCGAAUACAUCGAGGACAAGGAGAAACGGCAGGUGACCUUCUCGAAGCGCAAGGGCGGGCUGCUCAAGAAGGCCUCCGAGCUCCACCUGCUCUGCGGCGCGCACGUCGCCAUCGUCAUCUUCUCCCAGCAGAAACAACAGGACGCGAACGACCCGAACCUUGCUGCUGCUGCUGCUGCUCUCGCCGCAGCGGCGGCGGCGGGUCUGCCUCCGGGCGGCAGACGCUCCUCCGCUAGGCGCAGGGGCGGCGGCAACGUGUUCGCGAUGGGCACCCCGUCCGUGGACCACGUGAUGAGCGCGCGCCUCGCCGGCGCCGGCGACCCGUACGGCCACCGCGCCGCGCUCGAGGAGGAGGAGGACGACGCCCGCGCCGCCGUCGCCGGGCGCGAGGGGGCGGAGGCGACCGCGCGGAGGAGGGACGAGGCGAGGGAGCUCGUGGACGCGGAGGAGGAGCGGAUGAAGGCCGUCGCGGACAAGGUGAGGCUGGCCACGGCCGUGGGACGGUUCUGGUGGGAGGCGGACGUGGAGGCGCUCGGCGAGGCGGAGCUACCGGAGUUCGGCGGCGCUCUCAAGCGGCUCAGGGAUAAUGUGCUGCGACGCCACGCGGACAAAUUGGUGCCUCAGUAGUGUCAGGGUAGACACAAAAACUGAUUCUUUCUGAUUAUUACAUGUACGCUUAGCGGCAUUGUUUUUGUUACUGACGAUGGUUAGUUCCUUAAUUAGCUGAUUGUUAGAAUUUUUAUCUUUUGAUGAGAAACUUCUGAUUGUUUAGAAUUUUGAUGGAGAUCAAAUAUAAGAUAG